AUGGCGUUCAAUCAGAAAAAUCCGCCAUGGCAGCGGAAUGCUGGGCAUCAGAGUAUGGCCAAUAUGCAGGCAAUUGUAAGCUUCCCGCAAGCGCAACCUGUCUACAAUCCCAAUAUAGGUCUGCAGCAACAACAGCAACAGCAGCAGCAACAACAACAACAGCAGCAUGCACAGCAGCAACAACAACAACAGCAGCAAAACAUUUCCAUCCUACCGCAAAUGGGCAUUCAACAAUCGGCCAUCUAUUCGCAGACGGUUCAAUAUCCCACGUCCCGGCCAAUCAAUGCGAUCGGUUACCAGAACCAGCCUCAAUCACAGCCCACACCCCAACCGCAGCAAGUCAACCCGAACACACCGAAAUUCAACCCGAACAACCGGGCGUUCAGCGGCACCGGGCUGGUAACGAAGCUUCAGAACGAUUACGGCAUCAUCGAUGAACAAGUGUUCUUUCACACGAAUACCUGCGUGAAGGGCAUACUGCCGAAAGUAGGUGACCGGGUGCUGGUCGAUGCGGCCUACAACACCAACAUGCCGUUCAAGUGGAAUGCGUCCCGCGUACAGGUACUGCAAACCACCAACAUAAACUCCUCGAUGGCCCCGCACACCAACUCGUCGGCGGCGCGAGCUCACACCAGCCCGGCGUACGCCACGAAUGCCGGGUCGCAGAACAGCGAAUCCGAAUCGCGCGCGAACGUACGCAACCGGUACAGCAACAACAACACACCGGCACGGAAGUCACCGGAUCGUAAUAUGCGUCGAUCGUCCAACUCUCGCUCGAAGGAUGAUUAUGACGAUGUAGAGCGCCGACGGAAGCGGGACGACCGUGAACCGGACAGGAGUUCGUACCGCGAAAAGCGGCGCGCACGUUCGCCGGAGCGAGCACGCGAGAGGGAACGCAGCCCCGUUAAGAAGCAUUCACCAAAACGGGCACGCCUCCGUUCAGUUCCACCAUAUAUGGUGCAAGUACCGAAGCAGUUGCUACCUAUCAAAACUGUCAGCAUUCUGGAGCUGCGCGCCCGCUACCCGAAACUAUACAUCCCGUCCGACUUUUUCCUGGCGGAAGUCGGUUGGCCCAAAGCGUUCCCCCCGAGCGCACCCCUUCCCCUGCACACUGGUUGCCACUAUCACGUGUUUAACAAGGAGGUGGAACGGCCGCUGCCGCUGGAGAAAACGAUUCUCGAUCCGACCGAUGCGGACUAUCUGUACAGCGUAAAGGUGAUGCUGAUGAGCACACCGGAGCUGGUGGAUAUCUACAAAAAUUGUUUCUACCGCAACGAGAAGGAGCGGCGGGACGAGUCGCGCAACUAUCUGCAUCCGACGCGCAUGGUUAAUUUCCUGGUUGGUGCACGGGGCAAGAACGAGCUGAUGGCGGUCGGUGGCCCAUGGUCACCAUCGCUGGACGGGGCGAACCCGCACAAUGAUCCGAAGGUACUGAUGCGGACGGCCAUCCGCACGUGCAAAGCACUCACCGGGAUCGAUCUUUCGGCGUGUUCGCUAUGGUACCGUUUCGUGGAUAUCUAUUACCGUCGCACUGAAUCCUACCAUAAAGGUCGUUUGAUUCCGCCACGCGUUGAAACGGUGGUCAUAUUUCUGCCCCGUAUGAGUGCCUGCAUACCAGCGGAAAGCCAGUGGGAUAAGAUACAGCAGACUUACCAACUUCAGUUGGAACGCAUUCUUAAAAGUAGCAACACCAGCAGCGGUGGGGAGGACGCCGUUGGCGGCGCCACCGUGCAGGAGCAGGAGGAGCAGCAGCAGCAGGUGCUAGCCGAAACAUCUGCACCUGAAUCACAAAAUUCUAACAGCACGGAAGACGAGGUUGCCAAGUCCACUGGGUCCUCUAGUGUUGCGGUGGAAACGUCGUCGGGAGUGGAACCGGCGGAACAGCAGGAAUCGAAGCAGCAACAGCAGCAACCGAACGCUGCUACGGUGGAGUCGGCGAAAUCAUCCGGUGUUGCAGAACCGGCAGCAACAGCGGUAUCGGUGAGCGAGGAAAACGGAGGAAACCAGGGCGGCGGCGGCGGCGGUAGCAGCAGCACCAACAGUAGCAGCAUAAUAAUGCCGUCCACGGACACGACGACGACGGCAACACCGACAAUGGCUGCGGUGACGGAAGUGGAUACCGAGACGCUACUGAUGGAAUACAAGAAGAUGAAGGUAGCUGAGCUGAAGGCGGAACUAACGAAUCGCAACCUUCCGACCGACGGUGUCAAGGCGGUGCUGCUUGCUCGUCUAUCCGAUGCAAUCAUUGAAGAAAAGCAGGCGCAACAGUUGAUAGCAGCAAAAGCAACCGAAAAAGAAGAAGCGACAGAAGAAGAACUAGAUUCUUCAAACGCACCUGCCAGUACCGAGGAGGUUACAACAGCUCCAUCGGAGGAUACGCCUGAUGAUGUCAAAUCUGGCCCCACCGAUGUGGAGAUGCACGAUGUGUCUGACGCUCCACCAAAGCAAGAAUCGGAUGCCGCCUCGAACGACAGCAAACCUAAAACUGCUGUUACCUCUGCCAGCAAGGGUGAUUCCUCGGAGGCGAAUAAAACGGAUCCGAAUGCUGCCACAACAACCGUUCCACCAGCACGCAAGAAGGAACCGACCGUCGUCGUAAAGCUAAGCGAGAAGGACCGUAAAAACCUUGAACGUUGGUACACGAUGCCGAAGGAACCGCACGUUCUGGUGCAUCCGUCGCGUACGGCCAAAUCGGGCAAGUUCGACUGCUCGGUCGUGUCGCUGUCGGUGCUGCUAGACUAUCGGCCGGAGGACACGAAGGAACAUUCCUUCGAGGUAGCAUUGUUUGCCGAGCUGUUCAAUGAUAUGUUGGCACGCGAUUUUGGUUUCAAAAUCUACACCGAACUUCAUAAGCUAGCAAAGGCGAACGAAAAAGCCGUCGAAACAAAGAAGGACGGCGGUACGGCAGCGGUAUCCGGUGGUACGGAAAGUGCAAAAACUGCGGGCGAGACGAGCAAUGGCGAGGAAGGCAAAACAAGCGGUACCGAGAAGAGUGACGGCGCCAGAGGGAAGGAUGAUAAGGAGCAGAACGAUCGUAGGCGCCGACAGCGCAGCGUGGACGAUGAUCAUCGUUCCGCUAAGCCGGACAAGGAACCGGCCCGCUUUUACACUGUUCAGCCGGAACUGUUGCUCUCGUUUGUGUACUUCGACAUUACUCAGUGCGGGUACAUGCAGGAGAAAGAUUUGGUUGAGUUGAUUUACUGCUUGGGGCUGAAUUUGUCACGUUCGCAGAUUCGCAAAACUGUUGGCGAUGUGGCUGCCGCCAAGCAUACGCUGCACUACAGGCAGCUUACCGAUAAAGCGCUCGAUGCAGACAAAUCACAUAACAAAAAGGAAUCGGUGGCUGACCCGGAUGGGUUAGAGAACGAGUUAACCGAACAGCAAGCUCUGGAACUGGCACGUGGCAAUACUGACUACAUGUGCCAGCUGCAAACGAGCGUGAUGCAACUGGUUAAUGGUGACGAGUUAACGCAAGAGCCUGCAUCAAAGAAGAUCAAAACCGAACCUGCCCAAGAUCUUCCCUCUACAUCCGAUGGUCUGAUCGAGUACAACGGUGCGAUCGUCGAUGUGGGCAAAAAUUUGGAGCAAACGAAAAUCAUCGAACAGGCACGGGAGCGAGCAGAACGUUCGUUGGAGAUGGUGCGCAACUUGAACGAGGAGCUUACCACCAGCAAUAAACGCUCCGCGCAGCAGAUUAGCGAUCUGUUGGCCGAUUUGAAGGCGGCGAAGAAGAAGUUGAGCGACAACGAACAAACUAUUCGCGAUUUGACGCGCAAAAACACUGAAUAUCAUUCGAUUAUAACCAGUGUGUAUGACCGCGUCCGUACAGCGGUGAACAUACCCGAUCGUAAACGGUCCACAUCCACCGUGUCAAUGUCCAAGCGGGAAAGCUCGAAGGAGAAAACAUCUGCACCGAAAGAGAAGGAAUCGGGUGGCAGCGUUCCCACCCAGGAUGUGAAGAAGCAGGACAAAUCGGUCGGUGAGGCGGAUAAAGCAAAGCGUGAACCAAGUACCGCCGCCCCACAGGGAGGUGACCAGGUGGAGGAAACUCCAUCGCAGCCGAACGUCACAAAGGAUGGGUCGGCGUCAAACGAUACGGAUCAUCCGGAUGGUGCGACUGUUGAUGCUAAAACAGAAAAUCGUGAAUAG
Anopheles maculipalpis is the source of this 4149-nucleotide messenger RNA. RefSeq names its product cell division cycle and apoptosis regulator protein 1-like. The transcript has 11 exons. Gene Ontology annotation, cellular component: nucleus. Lineage: Eukaryota; Metazoa; Arthropoda; Insecta; Diptera; Culicidae. The coding region runs from base 1 to 4149 and encodes 1382 amino acids. The record is from RefSeq and is a predicted model, not a curated record. Gene Ontology annotation, biological process: regulation of DNA-templated transcription.